Sebastes umbrosus (honeycomb rockfish) is the source of this 2035-nucleotide messenger RNA. RefSeq names its product egl-9 family hypoxia-inducible factor 3 (gene egln3). Gene Ontology annotation, molecular function: peptidyl-proline 4-dioxygenase activity; L-ascorbic acid binding; ferrous iron binding. The coding region runs from base 514 to 1239 and encodes 241 amino acids. Gene Ontology annotation, biological process: peptidyl-proline hydroxylation to 4-hydroxy-L-proline; cellular response to hypoxia. Gene Ontology annotation, cellular component: cytoplasm; nucleus. Lineage: Eukaryota; Metazoa; Chordata; Actinopteri; Perciformes; Sebastidae. The record is from RefSeq and is a predicted model, not a curated record. The transcript has 7 exons.
CCCGCUGAGGCCACCAGAGGCAGCAGUGAGCUAAGCCGCUGCUGAGCACAACUUCCGGUUGGAGAGCGAAGAAGGAGUAGAUUUAAAGGUGUUGUUUGGUUACCUGUAGUGUGUUUGGACUAUGUUGGAGUUUAUAAGCAGACCAGAGAGGAAACCAGAGGGCUGGUUACUGGUUAAAUGGGACCAUGAAGCUCUUCUCACGUACGCACAAUCAGCUGCUGACUGGAGUUUGAACCGCUGCCAUGUGAGGCAGCGGGGCUUUUAUUUUUGAAAUGAUAACCGGAAGUAGUGUGUUUGUUUACUUCCUGACUUGACGGGUUAUCCUCAAUAAGAGCUCGGUGACAACAUGAGUUCAGACAGAGAGCUUCAGUCUGGAGGUUAGUAGAAGAAUGUGAUUAUUACUGUAGUCAGUCAGAGUAAUACUCCUCCUGUAGAAGUAAUACUGCAGUACUUUAUGUCAGAGUACUUCACAGUUAUUGAUCUCAGUAGGAACUUUAACUCGGUCUGUUGAAGAUGCCAUUGAUGGAGCAGGUGUCGUACUCGGACCUGGAGUCUCUGGCGUUGGACCGGGUGGUUCCGGCUCUGCUGGCUCACGGGUUCUGCUUCGUGGACGGGUUCCUGGGUGAUCUGGCCGGAGACGCGGUUCUGGAGCAGGUGAAGGAGAUGCACCGGUCCGGAGAGCUGCAGGACGGCCGGCUGGCGGGCUCCGGACCGGGCGUCCACCGGAGGAACAUCCGCGGGGACCAGAUCAGCUGGCUGAGCGGAUCAGAGAGAGGAGGAGAGGCGGUCCGGUACCUGCUGCACCGCAUCGACCACAUCAUCACACUCUGCGGGGCGAGGCUGGGAGGGAACAACAUCAGGGACCGGUCCAAGGCCAUGGUGGCUUGUUACCCGGGAAAUGGGACGGGUUACGUCAAACACGUGGACAACCCGAACAACGACGGGCGCCGCAUCACCUGCACCUACUACCUCAACAAGAACUGGAGCGCCAAGGAGCACGGCGGCGUCCUCAGGAUCUUUCCGGAGGGGAAAUCCUACGUGACCGACAUCAAGCCGCUGUUCGACCGGCUGCUCUUCUUCUGGUCCGACCGCAGGAACCCACACGAGGUGCAGCCCUCCUACGGCACCAGGUAUGCCAUCACAGUCUGGUACUUCGACUCUGAGGAGAGAGCUGAGGCUAAGAGGCGCUUCAGGGACUUGACAGCUCGGCAGCAGAGCAGCAGCUCCAGUUUAUUGUGAGGAAACGUCAUCACCUGGUGUUUGAAACCCUGAUCUGCAGUAGAGGACAGCACGAUUCCUCCCGACUCUCAAAGCUUUUGGAAAAGGAAAACAACAAAGACUUCACUCUGGAAGAGUUGAGGGGGGAUUUAACUCUUCAGUCGAUAAAACUGCAUACCCUCAUAGCUCUGGUCAGCAUCCAGGAUGGAAAGAACAGCCUGCCUGCAUGGCUGCAAGAACUGCUGUGACCUAAUGGAUGAUGAGUUCAGGUGACCAGCAGCUGCUCUGGACUUUUCCUGCUUUACUCGAUGUUUGUGCAAUACUCUCUGCUGAGACGCAGGACAACAGCAGACUGCACCUUCGCCUUCAGCUUGCUUCAAACCUAAGUAGGAGGAGAGAUGAUAAACAGUCUUUAAACUUUACAGAUAGUACACUGGAAACAUACAUUCGUGAAAAACACUAACACAGGCGAUGGAGCAGGACAAAGAUUUGACGGACAGUGUGUGAAGCACAGAGACGAUAUGUCUGUGUUGGAGAAGAUGAAUAAUUGAUGCUCCGUUCAAACAGCGCUUCAGAAACGUUAUUGAGCCCGAGUUACCGUCCUGAAAAAAAUAACGCUCGCUAACAACUUACACCGCCUUUUUUACUGCAGUGAGACCGGAACUACCUUAGGUAGAUUUAAUACCACAUGUUGGUGUAACUACACUGUUUGGUUGGAAAAGAAACCUUUUGUCUGAGUCUAGAUUCUAUGAAUAGUCUGAAAAACUGUCACAUGAUAUUUAAAAAUGUGUUGAAUAAAAGUUAUUUUUUAAGAAUG